Caenorhabditis remanei is the source of this 2316-nucleotide messenger RNA. RefSeq lists its product as uncharacterized. The transcript has 9 exons. NCBI's taxonomy places the organism in Eukaryota, Metazoa, Nematoda, Chromadorea, Rhabditida, Rhabditidae. Bases 1 to 2316 code for a protein of 771 amino acids. The record is from RefSeq and is a predicted model, not a curated record.
AUGUCGGUCCCGAAAAAACGAAAAAGCGACGUUCAUAUUGACUCCUGUGCACGAGAUGAUUCUGAUCAUCAGACAAAAAAAGAUAAACAUUGGUUUGAAGAGGCUGAACAAAAUGGAGAAAAUCGAAGAGGAUCGAUCUUCAAAGGAAUUUUCAAAAAGAUGAAAAGUUCGGCGUCUUUAAAGAGCUCGAACAAAGGAACUUCCAGUUCAAAACUCGAGACAUUAGCCAAUGAAACUCAGCUCUCGAUUAACAGCGAAUCAAGUGUAACAUCUGUGGAAUCUGGACCUAGUUCCCUCGUUCCCAAUAUUGCUAAAAACGCAGUACUCCGAACAUUCGUUAACCGAGAGUCUUUUACACCAGUUCCUCCAUCAAAUGAAGUAGAGCCAACCGAUCCAUUUUUGUUGCCGACCGUUGGUGGUUCGAAGCAAGAGUCAACAAGCAGGAUGGAAGACUCAAUUUCGAUAUCUUCACACAUGUCAGUCGAUACUAUCGGAUCAAAUCAUACUAUAGACGAAGAUUCUGUCUCAAUUGGUUCCGCUUCGGCUUUUUGUACUCCAAGUAGAAAUUCACUUCAACGCAACGGCCUCCGAGCGUCAUCUCGAAGUGUAUCAGGAAUAGACGGAGACGACGAUAUGCCACCAGCUCUUUUCCGAUCUCUGUGCAAUAGUGCUGUACGCCGUGUUCCGAACUCGAAGUUAUUAGAAAAUGGGAAUAAUCAGAUGCGUCGCUCGAUGCGAAUGACCAUACAGAAAAGAAAUUUGUCAACGAAAAGUAUGGAAGAUGUUCCAGAAGAAGAGGAAGCAACCGGUGUAAUUAGUACAGCUGUGAUAAGAAUGAGUGCUCCAAUUGCUGAAGAAGAGUGCGAGGAACAGUUUGGAGGCGCUAAGGAGUUUUUCGAUUCGAACAUCACAUCGCAUGACGAAUCUGCCGAUGAAGGGACAGCUUCUGUUUCCAGACUUUCAACAGCUUCGGAGUCGAGAGCUUCUACCGGGGGGACAAGUCUUGGUCGUAAAAGUUCAAUUUUUCGCAAAUUUUUCAACGGGAAGGAUAAAGAGCGGCGAUUGAGUGAAGUCUUUCACAAUGCUGAACCGUCAACUUCCACUGAAAGACGUGGUUCAAUUCUUUCGUUCACAAAUGACUGUUCAUUCGCUGGAGGAAUGCCUUCGGCUUCUGUUUCUGCUUCUGUUGGAAAUGUAUCUAUCUCGAGUGUAGCAUCGAGCGAAUCUGUCCAAAAACCGAAAAUGCGAAAGAAGAAUCCAUCCACAUCGAAUCUCACUCAAAGACUAUCGUCGGUAUUCAGGAGAAGUUCAAGCACUGCUAAUAAAGAUGAUGAUUUCUUCUGUCCAAGCACUCAAUCCACUCGUCGGAACACUCUGACUGGGUACUCUUCAAUUUCAUCCGGAAUUGGUAGCAUUGCGAGUGGUGUGUCCGAUCAAGGUUACGGAACUAUUGGUUCCCGAAACGGGCACAGUAUAUCAAGAAAUGGGUCGAAGCGCGAUGACGAAAAUAAGCGAGAGCGAUCUCGUCGUCUAAUCGAUCGAAUUAUUAUCUCAGACAUUCCAGCGUCCGAUCUCUUGAAAAUGAAAUUGGAGCAGAUUAGGAGAAAAGAUUGUGAUGAUAGUGAUGAAAUGUUUGAAACACAAAUGAAAGGCUCCACUUCGUUGAACUCGUUUUCGCAGAGCGAAUAUUUGAAUUUCGACGUCGUCGCUGUCGACUUGAAGCACGAUGGAACCCCAUUUUCCUCGACCGCUGCCUCGUAUGUAGAUGAAAAAAUAAUAAAAAUGGUGAAGGAGGACAUGCAUUCAAACUUCCGACCAGACAGAUGUGGAUCAGUCACUGAUUGUGAGCCCAAUCUUGUAUACGUUCAACCGGAACACCCACAAAUACUGAGGGGACCGAAUGACUCGAUCGCUUCGAAUUCUGAUCCGAGCUCUGAGCUUCUUCGCAAUGUUCGUAAUGGACUACACAAUUCGAUCGAGGAGUGGAAAAAAAUCUCAAGCACUCGCGAAUCAUCGACAAUGCUCAUCUAUCCUACAUUCUGUCAAUCGGAGGAAGAAUGGGAUUCCCAAGCCACUAUCGAUGCCAUCUUCAUGAUGCUCGACAGUAUAUUGCAAAACGUCAGACGUUGGCGACCGAAUGGCAAAUGUAUUUUGGCUGGUCUGACACCAUCGAACGUCAGUCUACUCCGCGAAAAAUACGACAAGUUGAAAGAGUCGGUGGAACAAACGGAACGCGACGGACCAGGAUCUUCAUUCGAAGACGUCGACAUUCAAUCCAUAUCCAGCACUUCAACAGUGUUCGGUAAACACAUGUGA